This is a messenger RNA of Oreochromis aureus, 1179 nucleotides long. Its product is annotated as protein PERCC1. The transcript is spliced from 2 exons. The record is from RefSeq and is a predicted model, not a curated record. Bases 107 to 961 code for a protein of 284 amino acids. Lineage: Eukaryota; Metazoa; Chordata; Actinopteri; Cichliformes; Cichlidae.
GCCGGUCCUGGAGGGCACACCGAGUGAAUCCAUCAGUGACCCAGGCCAGACCUUUAUUCUUGGACAGACACUAAACCUGGCAGCAAGGUAAGGAUUAGAAGCCGACAUGGCUGCAGGCAUCAUCAGGAACUUCCUCAUCCAGGCUCCGACUCCGGCCUACUUCCCCAUGAUUUUUCAGCAUUCUCCGUGUAAGGACAGUGACUACGAGAAGAAGUUGCAAGAGAAGCCAGAGGAGAGAGAAGACGAGGAAGAGAGACAGGCAGAUGAAGACGAGGAGGACGAAGAAUCUGAGGCUCAGGAGGAAGAGGAAGAAGGUUUGGAGGAGGUUUUCUUAAACCCCGCUCACCAUGCUCUGGAUGUGACCAAGCAGCUGCUGAGGUUCGCCGACGUCAUCAAUCGCGAUGUGCAGCGCUAUUUCGGUCGCUGCUCGGGUGACCAAGAAGCCUGCGACAUCUACAGCGACUCCAUCUCCAUCACCACCAGUGGGCGUCUGCGUUACUAUGACGACCUGAUGAGAAUAGCGAGAGCAGGAAGUCCAGAGGUGCAGGAGAACAGCUUCGGGGCCUGUCCUGAAGAGCAAAGAGCCGCGGCUGCAAAAGGCAACAGCAGUGGGCUGGGGCCCCUGGCUGAACUGUUUGACCUCAGGGCCCCGAGCAAGGGCCGAGGCCAACCGAUGAUCAAACGACACCUCCCUCUCAGUUUCUGGACCGAGCCGAUCCCCAGCUGCUCCCUGGUCACUCUGAGUAACACGCUUGACAUCGCACACAGGACCGGCGCCUCGCCUUCGCAGGACCUCACACACACGGACGAUAACGCGCACAUGCACUAUAACGUCCCAGCGCAGCACAACAUGCACACCCUCGACAGCACUCAGCCAGAUUUCAGCGACCUGUUGGCGAACUGGGAUCCAAACCCGGAGCUCACUCACACGCUGACGGAGAACACAAACAUGCAGCACUGAUCACGCCAGCCUCAGCCUGGGACUGAAAAGACUCCACUUAUGAUCCUUACACAGUUUUCUGCAGUUUUAAAGGGUCAGGACAAAGAACCUGCCAUGUGAGCAGAGUGAGAUUUAGUUUAAUAAAAAAAUGUACCAGGACCCAUCCUGUCCUCUACUAUUGUAACAUAAUCGGAUGUGAAACUGUUACGCUUUAUUUCUGUUGCAUAAUAUUUUGUAGA